Molecule: messenger RNA, 3927 nt
Organism: Coregonus sp. 'balchen'
Lineage: Eukaryota; Metazoa; Chordata; Actinopteri; Salmoniformes; Salmonidae
Source: the annotation of a GenBank genome assembly
AUGCCAGGUGUGUAAUAUUCUUCCCAUGCCAACUCCAUUAGUUAGAAUGCAGGCGUCAUUGCAAUUUUUAGAAAGCAGAGCUUUUUUAAAAUUUCUCACAUGGUAGGUGCCACAAAAGGCUCUCAAGUGUAUAGAGCUUAGCAACUGCAUUCAGGUCCAGACCACCUGGCAAUAGAGGAGGCUGAUACCUGAGAUCAUAACUAACACACACAGCACAACAACAAGGUUUUAACAAGAACCGUGAAUGGAUGGAGCAUUAUAAGUGACACAAAUGCAAAGUUGAGUGAAAUCGGAAGUGUGUUAACUUGGUCUCAUGCAACUUUUAUACUCCAAAUACUGUUGUGUUGAGCUAACUGAAGAUACUUGUAUAGUCAGAAGAUUUAAUUUCAUGCCACCUGGAAAUACAGGGGGUGAAUAAUUGAUCGUAACAAAAUACUCAAACAUUGUUAGCAGUAAAACAACUUAUUUGAACAAAUGACAUGCCUAUUUCAGCACAAGCAGUGUGGUGUAGGUGAAACGGAGUCUUGAAGAAACAGAACACUUUAUGUUGUAGGACCCCAUAUCACUUCAUAUGACCUUGAGCACCCCAUAGUCUUUCUCCUAGGGAGCCUCAACUUUUGUCUAUGAAAUUCAAAUGGCGCAACAUUGCCUCCUUGUCUCGGCUGUUUCUUUUCCCUCUGGAAUAUGACAGCUCUGAAAAUAAAACUUAUAUCAGAAGAGAAAGAUAAAGGACAACAUGAAAGGGGCAAACAAUCCCUUGAAAGUGCUCUGAUGUUUCAGUAGUCGUUCAAUGAAACCAGGAAGAGAAUGUGCCACCUUAUGAAAGGGUGUCCCUCUUUUCUUGUGGAUAAAUAUACAAGUGAGUUGGAAAGGAAAAAAAUGGUGCUUCUGAUCAUGGCAAAGUUGUACAGGAGUUAUGCUAAUGACAGGCAUAUACCUGUUGGCUAGACACCAAACGGAAGGCUAACAUGCAGCUUAACGCUAUUCUCUGAAGGCACAUUAGUGAGGACUCUAUUAAUUAAAAGGCGUAGUUUAGAUAUCAUGUCAAGGAUUGGAGAUGGAAGUUAAUUUAUGAGUUAUGAAAGACUGAAUCCCUUGAGGAAGCAGCGCUUUUCUGAUAAGGCUGUCAAGAAAAUGGUACAUUGGACCACUCUCCUAAACUGUAUCUACAAACACCAUUUUGUUAUUUUUAUCUUGGCAAUGAACUUGCCAACAUACUUUAUAAUGACCCAGCUCAAUACUCCUCAGUCUCCCUGUGUACUAACAACCAGCAGCCAUGCCAGAAACAUUGUAAUAUGAAAUUAAUUGGGAGAAAUCGUUGACGCCGGUGAUCUGGUGGCCAUGGGAACCGGUGCUGUGCCUCGAGCUUGGUCGCUAUCAUCGUCAGAUGUACUAGUGUGUCCAUCGCCAGGGGCGACAGAGAGGUGUCAUCUGAGCUUUUUGAGGUCAAGAGCCUCUGUCUUAUUAAUACUACAGCUAGGGAGAGAGGUAAAUCAUUGGAUCGUAGUUUUCUGUGUAAUUAUAUAGAGGAAGCUAGUCCGGCGGAGGACCCUGGCGUGAGAGACUGACUCACCUUGGAUGACAAGCUGGAGCGACAACUACAGUGAAACUUGUGUACAGCAGCAGAACAUCUGAUCAUAUGCUUGUUAAGCACAAACUGGUUGCAUGUAUAGAGCUCUUCAACGUCUCUCUUGCUCACCACCUGAGUAGAUGGCACUUUUAGGUUGAAGGCCUCAGAUCCUUCCGAGCAUUGUAAACAGUAGGAAGAGGUUGAAUGUUUAAGGCCACAGCUCUGUUUUAAAGUGGACUAAAUAAACAACAGUCUUUGCCCCAACAUGGUCCUCCAAUCAUCGUCAGACUUCCAUUCAAAGCUAACUCUUCUUGUUUCACCAACCCUUUCACCAUCUUAGGUACUGGCUUGGUAAUUAGAAUUUGAGAACUUUUUCAAUAACGGCCCUCAAUCCCAAAAAUUUGUAUGGUCAAGGGCGUCCAUUUGUUGCUACUGGAUUUGUCCAUAGUGUACCCUUCACUACCUCCAGACCGUAUCGAUUCCUCCCACUCCUCCUUCCGCUCUGCACUCUAGCCCUGAAAGGCCAACGCCGGCACACAAAUGGACUAAUGAGUUCUGCCAAUGAGAAGCUGAAGCCCUAUGUGCUAGGCACUUCAACGUUGCCAUGGCAGAGCGCGUUCUCCAGGCUUUAAUGGAAGUGGGGAAGGGAGGCCAGGGACAAAGUGGCCCCUCCCCUUGUUCUCUUCUCCACUCAGGAUCAGUGUGCCUGGGGUCUCUAUGACCCCCCCCCCCCCCUCCCAAAUCCUUCACUCUCCCCAUCAUCUAGGCUUUUAGGGCAUGACGGGGGAUGUUAGCAACUGAACCUUCAGUAAGGAAAUGCAGGGUUUCUGAAAAAUAUAUAAAUAGAGGUAAUGGAGCUGUGUACAUUAGUGACACUUGAGACUUUGAGAUUUGCCACAGUGCUAUUUGGGCAUACUGCACUUAGUGAGGAGAAUUUCAAUGAGAAUUCUGAUUGUUGGUGGGCCGUACAUUCUACUACACACUCUAUCUCCCUGUUAGUUUUGUACAUCACUCUUAUUUAGUUUUGUACAUCACUCUAAUUUUUUUUAGAAAGAAACAACAAUCGGCAUAUACAGUAACUACUGUAGAGAGAGAUCUAGACUUGCAUCUCAGCUCCAGAAUACCAGUCUGUGUAGAUGAUGAACACCUAGUAGAUGAGCCAGAGCAACGGCCGAGGGCCUUUUGCAGUUAAACAAACACCACGCUCCGCUUUUUGUCCAUUUUUAAAAAAGUGUUGAAAGGCCCUUUAAAUGAGCUGAGAGAGCGCCAGGGUCUUUCAGUGCUUUGUCCACAGAGAGGACCCAUAGAAAUAGAAUGAAUAGAACAGGCUUGGAACCUCUAACCAUGGCAACUUGAAUGGGGAUGCCUUUUCUAUUCAUUCUAUUUCUAUGACUGAGUCGCUAUUCGGCAUGGGUUGCCAGAAUGGGAGAGGUUCUCUUAAUGUCACGUUGUGGUUAUUCAUGAACUGUUGUUCUGACUGAGGCGGACAUCUUCUCUUCCCUUCUAUCUUCCUUUGUCAUGGUCUUGUUAUGACGGAUACAGGCUGUGUUAAAGUAUCAGCAAACCUUGAGUCAGUGUCGCCGUAAUCACAGCAGUGGUAGACCACCAUCAUGAAGGCUUGGAUACAGUAAUUAACGUACAGUAUGUGCUGUGUUCGACGUGUUGAGGUCAUAUUUCCUGUCUCUGAAUCCAACAGCUGGCCAGGUUAUCUUCUACAAACACGUAGCCUGCUGAUUAGGCCAUACGUAAAUCAUUGAAAGCAGCACCUAUUUUACUGUAUCGAACCUCCAACUGUCAAAUGUGUUCAUGACAUGGCCGUUCAGAAACUGUGUGUACUGGAUUACCUCACCUAAUGACCUGCCCUGUCUAAUUCAUAUUUAAGACAUAAAUAACUGUCCGAAUUUAGCGGUUGCAACUCACGCUCAUUUAAUACUCAGUUUGAAUCGGUGGCAUCUUAAAUACACUUGAUUUCUAGUCAAGUUUAUUCAUGUCAUCUAUAGGUAUUAAUGUGUUCAGUAGAGGUUUCACUGACUAACCCCCCCCCCCCCCCCCCCCCAGGCUCGGCCUUCAUGAUGGUCAACACCAGCGGACGUUCCUCGGGCCAGAAGGCCCAGCUGCUCAUGCCCCAGCUCAAAGAGAACGACACCCACUGCCUCAUCUUCCAGUACUAUGUGGCGGGCCAGCGCGAGGGUGCCAACCCGGGCCAGCUCAACAUCUACGUCAAGGAGAACAACAGUCCGCUGGGCAUCCCCGUGUGGAACGCCUCGAGGCCCGCCUACCCCACCUGGCGCCAGGUGGAACUGGCUGUCAGUACCUUCUGGCCUAACUUCUACCAGGUGAGAUGGGAUGGGGGUUAG